Prunus armeniaca (apricot) is the source of this 468-nucleotide messenger RNA. NCBI's taxonomy places the organism in Eukaryota, Viridiplantae, Streptophyta, Magnoliopsida, Rosales, Rosaceae. The record is from the annotation of a GenBank genome assembly.
AUGCUGGUGAUUAUAACCUUCGGCUCUGAGAGUUUUCAAAACGCCUUACCGAUCGUCCUUAAACGUGGUAGACACACUAGCACCGAGCUCUGUUCGCUCCUAGGAGGUUUUGGCAAGCAGUUGCUAGAAGCUGUGAGGAAGACGAGCAUGUCAGUCAAGCUAACUGGACAGAGAACGUGGAGGAGUGAGAAGAAGGAGGCACAUCAAACAUUGGCUGCAGAUGACAAGCCGUCUAGUGACUAUAACUCACACAAAUGGAAAGACAGGGAGACAUACCCGCCAUUACCAUGCAAAGACGAAGAGUUCCACGCCAUUCUUGACACAAUGAUUGUUGAUGGCGCAAUCAAACCUUUCAGGCCCUACAAAGUCCCUACUAGAGAGGAGAAGAAUGACCCUAGGUACUGUCGUUAUCAUCAGUUUGUGGGGCAUCCAACCACUGCUUGCCAAACUCUAAGGAGGAUCUUGUAG